Messenger RNA from Heterocephalus glaber (naked mole-rat), 744 nucleotides. Its product is annotated as melanoma-associated antigen 10-like. Gene Ontology annotation, cellular component: nucleus. Lineage: Eukaryota; Metazoa; Chordata; Mammalia; Rodentia; Bathyergidae. The record is from RefSeq and is a predicted model, not a curated record. Gene Ontology annotation, biological process: negative regulation of transcription by RNA polymerase II.
AUGGCCUCCAGUCAAAACAACCAAUCCAAUGAGGGCUCCAGCAAGCAAGAUGAAGAAGGUGCAGGUACUUCGCAGAAAGUGCUCAUCCCUCAGAUCCUACAAAAUGUGGUCCUAGAUGACAAGGUAUCUAAAUUGGUGCCAAUCUUGCUAUUCAAAUAUCAAAAGAAGGAGCUUAUUACCAAGGAAGAAAUGCUGCACAGUGUCGACGAGGAUUACCAUGAGCACUUCCCUCUGAUCUUCAGGGAAGUCUGUAAGUGCAUGUGUCUGGGCUGCGGCAUUGAUGUGAGAGAAGUGGACCCCCCUGGCCACAUAUAUGUCCUCAUCCCUGUGUUGGGCCUUACUUAUAAUGGGAUAUUGGGUGAUGAAGAGAUCAUCCCUAAAAUCGACCUCCUGAUAGUCAUCUUGACUGUCAUUUUCAUGAAGGGCAACCGUGCCAGUGAGGAGGACAUGUGGGAAGUAGUGAGAACACGGGAGAAGUUACCUCAGUGGAAGCGCUUUUUUGUUUGGGAGCCCUGGAAAUUCAUCACUGAGGAUUUGGUACGGGAACAGUACCUGGAAUAUCGCCAGGUACCCAAUAGUGAUCCUGCUAGCCUUGAGUUCCUGUGGGGUCCAAGGACCCUCGCUGAAACCAGUAAGAUGAAAAUCCUACAGCAUUUGGCCAAGGUGUGUAGGAGAGAUCCCAGAUCCUACACAUGUCUAUAUGAAGAAGCUUUGGGGGAGGAGCAAGAGUCUGACUAUGCAUAA